AGAAGUGCUGGGGCCGGCCAUGACCCCAACCGUGUUCGCCGCGUGGGAGAAGGCGUACUGGCUUCUCGCCAAGAUGCUGAUCGGCCGAGAAGCGCAGCUCUACAAGGACUUUGAGAAGUGGGCUUCAUGGAGGAAGUUCAAGAUCGACCGGGUUGUGCCGGAAACUGAGGAUAUCUACUCUUUCUACCUGGUGCCCGAGGACGGUAAGAAGCUGCCGAAGUUCUUCCCGGGCCAGUACGUCUCGCUGCGUGUCCACAGCCCCGAGGGCUACAUGCAAGCGCGCCAGUACUCGCUCAGCGAGGCCUGGCGGGAGGACUACUACCGCAUCAGCGUCAAGCGGGACGAGGGCGCCCGCUACGCCAACUCGGUCUCCAAGUCGUAUUUCCAUCCGGGCCUUGUUUCCAACAUGCUCAUCGACCACAUGCCGGCCGGCUCUACUGUCGAGCUGUCCCACCCGGCCGGCGAGUUCUUUCUCGACGUCAACAACUCCUCCGCCACUCCGCUGGUCCUGAUCUCGGCGGGCGUGGGCGCUACCGCGCUGAUCGCCAUCGCCAACACGGUCACCAAGACGCAGCCGGGGCGGCCCAUAUCGUGGAUCCACGGCUCGAGACGAACUGUGCCCUUCGAGGAGCACAUCGCCCAACUGCGGCGCAACAACCCCAACUUCCGCACAAACAUCUUCAAGACGCACCUCGCCAGCAGCGACGUCGUUGGCGUCACGUACAACUACGACUUUCGUAUGGACCUCGCCAAGGUCGGCGCCGACAACCUGUUCCUACACAACAGCGGCACCGAGUACUUCAUUUGCGGGCCUGAGCAGUUCAUGAUGGAGAUGUCGGAUUACCUAAAGGCCCAGGGCGUCGGCGCCGCCCGCGUCAAGUUUGAGCUCUUUUCGACAGGAGAUUUGGCGUUCAAGCAUCAGUGAGCUGUGACAGGGUGCAGGAAAAGUUUUGCUUUGGUCCAAGUCAGAGUCAUUAGAGGGUUAGAGGUGGAGACAAAGACUUUGAUACCCCUGGGUUUGCUCACUUCUUUCUUCUUACCUGGUCAGAUCAUCAGUAUGGCAUAUCGGAAACCGGAUUUUAGAGUUUGGAGCUUAGCGA
Parathielavia appendiculata is the source of this 1100-nucleotide messenger RNA. Its product is annotated as riboflavin synthase domain-like protein. The record is from RefSeq and is a predicted model, not a curated record. Bases 20 to 925 code for a protein of 301 amino acids. The transcript has a single exon. NCBI's taxonomy places the organism in Eukaryota, Fungi, Ascomycota, Sordariomycetes, Sordariales, Chaetomiaceae. Gene Ontology annotation, cellular component: intracellular anatomical structure. Gene Ontology annotation, molecular function: nitric oxide dioxygenase [NAD(P)H] activity; FAD binding; heme binding. Gene Ontology annotation, biological process: cellular response to nitrosative stress; nitric oxide catabolic process.